Molecule: messenger RNA, 2084 nt
Organism: Saccostrea cuccullata (small rock oyster)
Lineage: Eukaryota; Metazoa; Mollusca; Bivalvia; Ostreida; Ostreidae
Exons: 2
Coding region: 1-525 (174 amino acids)
Source: RefSeq, a predicted model, not a curated record
AUGGACUCCAUAAACAUUUCACAAAGCCUUAGUAAAACAGCCAUACAACGCCUGUCAGAGUCGGUGUUUGUUGGACUAUGUCGUAAAGUGGGGACCUCACAACAGGUGGCCAUGAGGAGGGGUGUGAUGGACAUACAAGGCUUGGUGAAGAUUGAGGAAAACAAAAAAUUAAAAAUUGGUCAGAUGAUUAGUGGAAGUCGAGGAGAAGGAUUCAGACUGAAGACAUCAGAUACAGACAUUAUGAUAUGGCAAUAUUAUUUUCGUGUAAUUUGGGAAUUAUCUCAGUCUCGGUAUUACAACACAAACAGAAAAGGUAUGAUUCUCUGUGACUGUUCUGAUAGUCCGCCAGGAUUCACUCUCUUAUAUUUAUUGCCACCAGGCAGAAACACAGAACUCCAGAGAACUUAUGGACCAGGUACAAUGACAAGCGGGCAUUAUUUAUCCAGUUCUAAAUACUGCAAGGGGAUGUGUUCUGCAUUGAUGACACCAUUUAACCCUUCUCCACAUGGGCCCUGCAUGUGCUAGUGGAAAUUUUAUAGCCACAGAAUAUGAUUAUGCCCACUGUUUUAUUAGUGACUUUUGGCCUCCAUCUGCCUCCUCAUGGAUAGACAGAUGUCACUCAUGGCCCCAGCCGCAUAUUGUUGAUGAUAUAGUGAAAAAUGGAUGUCACUUUGUAGCAAUUGGACAUAAGCUAGGACAUCAUGAAAACAAUGAAUGGAGAAUUUCUUUCUCCCAAGCAGAACAAAAACUUGUGUAUGCAAUGAAGCACUGUGAAUUCGUAACUUACGGCUUGCUUAAAUUGUUCUUAAAAAAAUAAUGAACAAUGGACUAGAUAGUGAUGCUAAAUUAUUGUGUUCCUAUCAAAUGAAGACAGCAGUUUUAUGGGUGAUUCAACGGAACACAAUACCUCACUGGUGUCCACAAAAUCUCCUGGAGUGUUUCUGGGUUUGUUUCAAGCUCAUUCACAAGUAGGUGUAUGAGGGGGUCUGUCCUAACUUUUUCAUUCCCCAAAAUAAUAUGUUUCUGAGUAAAGUCCAUGGUGAAGCACAACAUCGACUAUUUGUAAGACUGUAUGGAUUGUAUGAGAAAGGUUUAACAUUCCUGCUACAUUAUAAGUCCCUCCAUUAAGCCUUGUAUUAUAAAUGUCCUUCACAACCCCCACGUCUCCAUUUGUACAGAUGACCAUACUCUGAUUUCUGAGAAAGACUUUGAUGCAGACCUAUUUUUGGAACUGCAUGACCUUGAUCUGUUACCUAUAUCAAAACCAAACAGCUGUAUACCAUAUCUUAAGUCAAUAGAACAUCUUAUAAGUUUACCUCUCAUAACAGUAUCAGAUUACCAUGUUACAAAGACUUGCAGCCUCUGUCUUUCAGGUACUUGCUUUUGUAAUGAACACAAAGGCGUGUGCUCCAAAAAACAAAAUGAUCUACAAAGCUGAUAAGAUGACCCGUCACAUGCUUAAGCUAUCAGAGAAGUUCGGUUGUAUUUCUGACAAACUGUUCAGAGCCAUGUAUUAUUACAAGACAUUUAGAUAUAGGGACGCUUUAUCCAUUUUAGUAGUAAUACGGGGCAAGUUAGCACAACCAUAUGUGAAGUUCAUGUAUAGCAUAAAAGCAGCAGAGAUGUACACUACGGCUUUAGGGGGUCAGUCUAUUUCUACGAAGAUGAGGGAGGCUGUAGCUUGGGAUAUCAAUCUUCACACUAGAUUCCAUUAUAUAAGUGAAUUGAUUCCAGAACAACAGUCUUGCCUACAAAAGAACUGGCACUACUUAACUAUAUCUAACUUCAUAUUAUCACUCAUGCUCGAGGUCUUGUGUUACAGACAUAUAGACCAAAGAAAAGCAAAAAUAUCUCUAGAUGUCUUCAAGUCUCUAGUUCACGGUCUUAAUCAGGAACAACAUAUACCUUCAUUUUACAGAGACAUAACGUGGCAGAUGUUAGGAAUAUGUCAGCAGGUGACAGGGAACCUACAGGAUGCUUUAUAUUCAUUCAAACAAGCUCUGCAACAAAAACAAUACAACAGAUUACAAUCGGCUACAGAAAUGAGAAUACAAGAGAUCUGUCGAUAAAAUCUCUGCAGAUUG